Messenger RNA from Ostrinia furnacalis (Asian corn borer), 1618 nucleotides. Its product is annotated as transcription factor HNF-4 homolog. The transcript has 6 exons. The coding region runs from base 697 to 1569 and encodes 290 amino acids. Lineage: Eukaryota; Metazoa; Arthropoda; Insecta; Lepidoptera; Crambidae. Gene Ontology annotation, biological process: regulation of DNA-templated transcription. The record is from RefSeq and is a predicted model, not a curated record. Gene Ontology annotation, molecular function: RNA polymerase II cis-regulatory region sequence-specific DNA binding; DNA-binding transcription factor activity; zinc ion binding.
AUGGCAACAAAGGGACAAAGAGAGAGUGCAUUUGUUAAUACCGACAGCUAAUUAGUCACUGAAUAUUGUUUAUGUAUUUUAUAUUAUUCUAUAUACGGUAAAAGCUUGGAGUCGGUCAGCUGCUGCCAAAUGAGUCGUACGCAGCAUCGAAUGCGCAUCCGCUGCGUUCUGAUAACGCGUGACUCAGCACGCGACCACGGCGGUGGGGUCUCCGAAGCGCUGAUCUGGCUUAUUAUUGGUCGGGUCAUUCAUACAGCGGAUUCUAAUCGCAUGCUCAGCGGAUUUUCAUUGAAGCGGAUGUUAUUAGAUGUGUGGUCAACAUUCGCUGUCAGUCGCUACCAGGUCGCGCUCAAGGAAGGUCGCGCCGAACUCGCACCUCGACACUCGACGCCAGUUCUGUAAACAACGCCGGCUCACCCGUACACAAUUAGUGAUAAAAACCUAAACACCACCCGGAAACGAUGCGACUCGUCGCCGGCUGAAUGUUUGCUGUGAUUAUCGAAUUGAACCAAAUAUUCUGGAGCAUCUCAAGCGAGCAGUGGUAGUGAUAACAAUUGGAGGAGAGUCGAUUUAAUUGGUGUAUGUUGUGUCACCUGCUGGUAAAUAAUAGGCUUUAUCGUGUAUUAUCGGUUGAACCUCGCUGAGCUGUUUAGUCAGUAGUCGAUAACGUUCGAAAUCGUGUGCGCGUGUUGGAAGAUGCCAGUGCUUGGCUACGAGAGCAUGGCGAGCCAGGACCUCUGCCUGCUGGGCUACGGCGCCGAGUACAUGAUGCCGACGGCGCCCGCGCCGGCCUCGUGGGACAAAGCACCAGAAAACGCAUACUCCGGAUACGCCUGCAGAAACAACAUGGAAACCCCUCCGAAUUUCAACAUGAAAUACAGUGAAGAUAGUGAUAUACAACUCGAGACGAGUAGUAGUGAAGCGAGCGCGGCUAGUUCUACCCCGCUCUCACAACACUGCGCCAUCUGUGGUGAUCGAGCGACAGGCAAGCACUAUGGCGCGUCAUCGUGCGACGGAUGCAAGGGCUUCUUCAGGAGGAGCGUCAGAAAGAACCACCUAUACACGUGCAGAUUCAGCAGAAAUUGUGUGGUGGACAAAGACAAAAGAAAUCAAUGCAGAUACUGUAGGUUAAGGAAAUGCUUUAAGGCUGGCAUGAAAAAAGAAGCCGUUCAGAACGAGAGAGACAGAAUCAACUGCAGAAGGCCGUCGUACGAAGAACCAACGCAAGCCAACGGGCUGUCCGUCGUGUCGCUGCUCAACGCGGAACUUCUCAGCAGAAAGGUCAUAGAUGAGACGAUAAACGUAUCAGACGCGGAACUCAGCAACCGAAAGCUAGCGAAGAUCAAUGACGUGUGCGACUCCAUCAAGCAGCAGCUACUGAUCCUGGUCGAGUGGGCCAAGUACAUCCCUGCCUUCACGGAGCUGCAUCUAGAUGACCAGGUGGCGUUGCUUCGCGCGCACGCGGGCGAGCACCUUCUGCUGGGCUGCGCGCGGCGCUCGCUGCACCUCAGCGACGUGCUGCUGCUCAGCAACAACUGCAUCAUCGCCAAGCACAACAUCGGUCAGUAGUAGUAUUCCCAGGAAAAUAGCCUAUACUUGACGCUCGGAGCAGGUAAUG